Molecule: messenger RNA, 453 nt
Organism: Aureobasidium vineae
Lineage: Eukaryota; Fungi; Ascomycota; Dothideomycetes; Dothideales; Saccotheciaceae
Source: the annotation of a GenBank genome assembly
AUGGAGGAACAUUGGACAGAAGCACAAUACGAAGCAGCCCUUGCCCAACUGGAAGCCCUCACCGACAAGGUAGCCAUCCCGGUCCACUCGCCCAUCAUAAACAAGACACUCACUAACAGCCCAACGCAGUUGACUGCACUACGAACCACCAUCCCAGCCAUAACAUCCCCGCUCACACGACCCGCUAUCACGAAACCUGCCGCCUUUGCUGGAUUAAAGAAAGCGGCUAUCGGUGCCGUUACUGGAGUUCAAGAUUUGAGAAGAGAAUGGGAGAGUGAUGGCAUGCAGGCUUUGUUGAAGAGGACGAAAGAGAGUUAUGAGAAAGAUGGUGAUUUGAAACUUGCGAAGGAGGUUCCGGCGUGGGGGUGGUUGAAGGAGAGGGAUGGGGAAGAUGGUGAGGAAGUGAAGGGACAACAACAGGAGGUUAAGAAGGAGGAUGGGGUUGGUGGAUGA